This is a messenger RNA of Oncorhynchus nerka (sockeye salmon), 6338 nucleotides long. It is a transcript of the gene asap2a, whose product is annotated as ArfGAP with SH3 domain, ankyrin repeat and PH domain 2a. NCBI's taxonomy places the organism in Eukaryota, Metazoa, Chordata, Actinopteri, Salmoniformes, Salmonidae. Gene Ontology annotation, cellular component: cytoplasm. The record is from RefSeq and is a predicted model, not a curated record. Bases 428 to 3379 code for a protein of 983 amino acids. The transcript has 28 exons. Gene Ontology annotation, molecular function: protein binding; GTPase activator activity. Gene Ontology annotation, biological process: positive regulation of GTPase activity.
CUGCACUUUCAUUGAAACGUCUUGUUGUUUCCCAGGCUAGGAAAUAAGUUCACAGGCUUUAUUUGAGCUUUGGAUGACAAGAGGGCACCACCAGAAGAUAAAAGCCGAGAAGUUGUCUUUGGAUUUCCCUGAAAGUCGAGUGGGACCCGCCAAAAAUUGACGGGGGAAGUAUACAUUUUAGAGCAGUGAGCCAUCGAAUAAAAAAAAAAAGGCUGCAGUAGCAACCGAGUUAGAAGCGUGCAACAUUGUUGCAGUAAGGUUGGAACUGCGCCGACAAGGGAAUAGCACACUGCAAUGCUUAACUGGAAACCAUUUUAUCAGACUUUUCUAUUGUAAAGUUUUCUCAAAUUCGAAUUAAAUCUCUGGUGUUUAACGGGAAUACAAAAAAUAUUUUUGAAAAAAGGAUACAUAAAUAAAAUAAAAAAAUAUGCCGGACCAAAUUACAGUUUCGGAGUUCGUGGCGGAGACAAAUGAAGAUUACAAAGCGCCGACGGCUUCAAACUUCACCACCAGAAUGUCCCACUGUAGGAAUACCGUGACCGCUUUGGAGGAGGCGCUGGAUGUGGACCGCAGCGUGCUGUACAAGAUGAAGAAGUCCGUUAAGGCCAUCUACACCUCGGGUCUGGCCCAUGUGGAGAAUGAGGAGCAGUACACCCAGGCUCUGGAGAAGUUUGGGGAGAACUGUGUCUACAGGGACGACCCCGACCUGGGUUCUGCCUUCCUCAAGUUCUCGGUCUUCACCAAGGAGCUCACCGCCCUCUUCAAAAACCUGUUCCAGAACAUGAACAACAUCAUCACCUUCCCCCUGGACAGCCUGCUGAAAGGAGACCUGAAAGGAGUCAAAGGGGACCUGAAAAAGCCAUUUGAUAAGUCCUGGAAAGACUAUGAAACAAAAGUCACUAAGAUCGAGAAGGAGAAGAAGGAGCACGCGCGGCAGCACGGCAUGAUCCGCACGGAGAUCAGCGGGGCGGAGAUCGCAGAGGAGAUGGAGAAGGAGAGGAGGUUCUUCCAGCUGCAGAUGUGUGAGUAUCUUCUCAAAGUGAACGAGAUCAAGAUCAAGAAAGGGGUGGACCUACUCCAGAAUCUCAUCAAAUAUUUCCACGCACAGUGCAAUUUUUUUCAGGACGGGCUGAAAGCAGUAGACAACCUCAAACCAUCCAUAGAGAAACUAGCCACAGACUUACACACGAUAAAGCAGGCCCAGGACGAGGAGAGGAAGCAGCUCACUCAGCUACGGGACGUCCUCAAGUCAGCGCUGCAGGUGGAGCAGAAGGAGGAUUCCCAGGUGCGACAGAGCGCUACCUACAGUUUGCACCAGCCGCAGGGAAACAAGGAGCACGGUACCGAGCGCUGUGGGAACCUCUACAAGAAGAGUGACGGGAUAAGGAAAGUGUGGCAGAAGAGAAAGUGUUCAGUGAAGAAUGGAUACCUCACCAUAUCACAUGGGACGGCGAACCGACCGCCGGCCAAACUCAACCUCCUCACCUGUCAGGUGAAACAUAACCCAGAAGAGAAGAAGAGCUUUGACCUCAUCUCACAUGACAGAACCUAUCACUUUCAGGCCGAGGACGACCCAGAAUGUCAGAUAUGGAUCUCUGUGCUGCAGAACAGCAAGGAGGAAGCGCUGAAUAACGCCUUUAAGGGGGACCAGCACGUUGGAGAGAACAACAUAGUCCAGGAACUGACCAAGGCCAUCCUGGGAGAGGUCAAGAGGAUGACCGGCAACGACAUCUGCUGUGACUGCGGCGCUCCCAACCCUACCUGGCUCUCCACUAACCUGGGCAUCCUGACCUGUAUUGAGUGUUCUGGGAUCCACAGGGAGCUGGGAGUCCAUUACUCUAGGAUCCAGUCCCUCACACUGGAUGUACUCAGCACCUCUGAACUCUUGCUGGCCAAGAACGUGGGGAAUGCAGGCUUUAACGACAUCAUGGAGGCGUGUCUAUCUGCGGAAGAUGUGGUCAAACCCAACCCUGCCAGUGACAUGCAAGCCCGUAAGGACUUCAUCACAGCUAAGUACACCGAGAAGCGUUUCGCCAGGAGGAAGUGUCCAGACGGGGUGUCCAAGCUGCACACCCUGUGUGACGCGGUCAAGGCCCGGGACAUCUUCUCUCUGAUCCAGGUGUACGCUGAGGGAGUUGACCUGAUGGAGCCCAUCCCCCUGGCCAACGGACAUGAACAAGGAGAGACGGCCCUUCACCUAGCGGUCAGACUAGUGGACAGGACCUCGCUCCAUAUCGUCGACUUCCUCACUCAAAACAGUGUGAACCUGGACAAGCAGACAACCAAAGGCAGCACGGCCCUCCACUACUGCUGCCUGACUGACAACAUGGAGUGUUUGAAACUGCUGCUGCGGGGCAAGGCAUCCAUAGACAUUGCGAAUGAGUCUGGGGAGACGCCGCUGGACAUCGCUAAGAGACUGAAGCACCUGCAGUGUGAGGAGCUGCUGAACACGGCGUUGGCGGGGAAGUUCAACGUCCACGUGCACGUAGAGUACGAGUGGCGUCUGCACCAUGAAGACAUGGACGAGAGUGACGAGGACCUGGAUGAGAAGGUGAGGCCCAGCCCCCACCGGCGAGAGGAACGCCCGGUCAGCUGCUACACCCCUGGCUCCAACUCCCAGCGCCAGCCCAGCCCUGCUUCGUUGGCACGCGACGCUGCCAGCCUGGCCAAGGACAAGCAGCGUGGUGGGUACAUGCCCAACCUGGUCAACAACGAGACCUACGGCACCAUCCUCGACGCCAGCCCCCCCGUGCCCGGGGGGCUCACCCCCACCUCUGCUCCCCCUCUUCCCCCACGGAACAUAGUCCAGUCAUCAGGGUCCUCUGGGUGGAAGCCUGGCUCUAUAGACCUGGGGGUCCGACAGAGGUCCUCCUCAGACCCUCCCAAUAUCCACCCCCCCGUACCCCCCAUGAGGGUCACCUCAACCACAGGUCUUGCUCCUCCGCCUGUGGCCAAGACAGUGAGUAUGAUGGAGGCGAUGAACCAGCAGUCAAAACCGGGGACCGGACAGGGCCACAACAGAGCCCCAACACCUAAGUCGCCUUCUGGCAACGACAAAAGCUUCAGUAAAGGACCGACUCGAACUGGGUCCAUCGAAAGACCAGCUAAAGAAGUGCCGGGAUAUCCCCACAACUCAGUAGGUCAAUCGCUGCCUCCCGCCCCCAUGCCUAGGAAGACCUAUCCGAAGCAGAGGCCCAAGCGGGUGAAGGCCAUCUACAACUGUAUGGCGGACAAUGCAGACGAGCUGACCUUCUCUGAGGGGGAGGUGAUCGUGGUGGAUGGGGAGGAGGACCAGGAGUGGUGGCUGGGCCACAUCGAAGGAGAACCUAUGAGGAGGGGGGCUUUCCCCGUCACAUUUGUACACUUCAUCAUGGACUGAAGGUCAAAGGUCACCAGAGGUCAACACAGGACCUGGAAUGGAAACCAUGGAAAUGCCCUCCACCUCCCCACGGCAAAAUUAUCUUUGUCAUCGGCAAAGCUUGUGCCUGCACCGACACUAAAGAAGAGUGAAGUGUCGCUGCCCAAUGCUUUGGCUAUACAGUCUGUUGCCAUGACAACAGAUAACCCUUUACUCCAGGAAUGUCAUGUGAUGUCAUAUCACUCUUUUUAGGCCAAGCCUGCAAAGGCUCGUGGGGAAACUGUGUUUUGACUUCUGACACCAUCUGACAUUAAAAAAAAACGAUGAUUGUAGUAGAUAACCUCUUGCAAUAAAAUGCACUUUCUGCUUAUUUAUCCUGGUCGCAACAUUUAGAGGAUUAUUGACAAAAUGAAGGUUCUGUUAAUAACUAUUUCACUCUGUUGUCUUCGGUUUUGUGAAUUGUACAGAAAGUUCUUCAAGGACAGCUGACAGGGACAGUAACGUGUAUCUUUAGGAUUUCUUUCACUUAUUGUUAAUGUGAAUACAGUCUAUAUGCUUACAUUCCAUCUCCUUGCAUGGUUAAAGGGUGAACAAUGGCUAAACGCUUAACUGCUUAAUAGGCAAAGGCAUGUAAACUUUAUAGCACUCACAAUGUGGGAAGCAGACUCAGUGGUGGUGGUGCCUGGAGAAGUGGGUAUACUAUAAUUUGGCAAAAAUAAAUCCCAAAGGCCUGCUUGGGGAAGGAAAGGCGCCUGUGUGAAAAACUCUAUGACAAAAAAUGAUGAAUCCCAUGUUGGUCUUUAACAGUUCAGGAAACCCAACCUGUACUGUGCUAGUAGUCUGAUAGUAGGACUACUAUUGAAACAAAUAAAUGAGGCGGUCAACUGAGUCAGAAAUAUUCAGUCAAACAAAUUCUCUGCAAGUCUCACUUUUUAAUAGAACAUCCAAUUUAGUUGUUUUUCUAAGUCCACAACAGGUGCAUGUCCAAAUGCAUGAAUGGACAUGCACCUAGUUUACAUUAAAUUGAGUUUUUUUGGGGAAAGCCUUUCCAUCUAGGCUACAAGAAGGUGAUUAGGCCUAUGAUUAGCUUUGCUAUAUUUUUUCCUGUUCCUUAAUUAUUAAACGUCCAGGUUUCAAACGUCAUAUUAUUAUUAUAUUAUUAUUAUCAUGUCUUACAUUCUUCAAAGUAGCCUAUAGUUAAAAUCCCACCACAUAAACAUGGUCAUUAUUUUAUAAAGAAAUCCUCAUAUUCCACACUCCUGUUCUAUUGGUUUUUAAAUCCGCUUUCUUUCAUUGUUUAUCAGGCAAAGGCAUUAUCGUCGUCAUAUUAGCAACCCGUAAUAAUUGUUGCAUCUUAAGAUCUCCCCAUCUUUCAAAAUGUCUCCGUCUAUGAAGCCGCUCGCAUGUGCAGUGCACAUUUUUAGAACUGCGUUUCCCUGCAAAUUGCGUUUUGGAACAUUUGCGUGUAACCCGACCGCCCACCUGCACAUUACUGCGCUUAAAAUGUGAAGAAAUAAUAGUUAAUCAACGUUUUAAGCUAAACAUUCUGAUCGGAUCCAUCAGCCUUAUGGAUAGGGCGUAUACCUUCCACCACACUAGCCUACUUUGAUAUACAUCGUGGGAUUAAGAAGUUGAGGAUAUGCAAUGCCCACAAAAGUGGGUGUAAGGCUGUGUAUACCCGCCACCACACCACUCGUUAAACUUAAUUCAAAAUGGUGCUAACCCAGUAAUAUGCUAGGAGUCCUCCCCUAUGGGUCAUCCACUGUCCCCAUUUCUAGACAGCCCUUAGUAACAACAGGGGGUUGCCAGGGGUAUAUUUAGGCCUGUAUUUAACUGGGAGAACCCAGGCUCACUAUCCUACUGUGUGCGCUGACCUGCAUGCAUAUCAGCUUGAAACAAUAGUUACUUACAGCACAUCUCCAUGGCCUACAGUGUGGUGCCAGAUUUACUGCAUUAGCCCAUCUGACACCUUUUACUCUGUUUAUAAAAUGCCUCAUUGUUGCACUUCUUACCCUUUUUGCUAUAAUAUCAAUAUCAGUGAAAUGGAUGUUGUCAACUAUCUUCGCUGCAUAGAUCACACUUUUAGUUGUGAACCACCAUCUUUCUGUGGCUCUGGUCAAAAGUAGUGCACUAUUUAGGGAAUAUGAUGCCAUUUGGGACAUGGACAUAGUGAGAGCUCUGCAGAGGGGUUAUGCACCUCAUGGGGCAAGUGCUCCUGUCCUGUGGCUUUUUUUUAUCUGUAGUGGACAGCAGGCUACCAAAUGGCACAUGCACAUAGUUGUCAUUGUACUAAAAAUAACUUGUCCUUUGAGGUGACAUUGUAAGGGGGAUGGCAAUACCAAAUUACACACUUGAAAAGGACAAUGCAACUACUUUUACUCACACUUACACACACACCUACCAUAGUAUUCAAUCUGAUUCAUAGUGCUCAGCCUAGAAUUCUACCAUAGUCCACAACUUGAUUACUAGCUGGGACCAGCAUUAGUUACAGACCACCAUUGUUUUAUAUAUACUAGGUCCCAUACUGAAGAGUGUUUUAAAAUGUAAUCUUCUUACAAAGCAUUUGACAUAAUGUCUGACUUGUUGCAGAGCAACUCUUCUCUAUACAUGUUUGAUGUUUUAUCUUAAACGGGACAUACAGUACUCUCAAUUGUGAAUGAACUACGAUACAUGCGACGCCUCUUGUCGUUGUCUGCCGCACCAUGUUAACUCACUGGAAAUAGGAUGGUUCAUCUGUAAAUGUACAUAGAUUCUGUUGAUAUUUAAAUGUAUAAAAUAAGAGUUCAUGACCUUGGCAGUAACUGUCUUUGAAUGCACUGUGGUGACGUGCUGUUUUCCAGCUGGUGUUCAGUGUGUAGUCUAGUAGUGUACACACAAACCAAGGCUGAGAAGCUAUUCCAUUCACACUCAUUGACUCGAACCUAUUGUGCAAAAUAAAUGGGGAAAUUGAAACUGGAAUAAUAAAAUGGAAUAAUUCCCA